Messenger RNA from Oryzias melastigma (Indian medaka), 2001 nucleotides. It is a transcript of the gene tbce, whose product is annotated as tubulin folding cofactor E. The record is from RefSeq and is a predicted model, not a curated record. NCBI's taxonomy places the organism in Eukaryota, Metazoa, Chordata, Actinopteri, Beloniformes, Adrianichthyidae. The coding region runs from base 33 to 1595 and encodes 520 amino acids. Gene Ontology annotation, biological process: protein folding. Gene Ontology annotation, molecular function: alpha-tubulin binding. The transcript has 16 exons.
UCGGGUCGUUCUGUCGGGAGGACGGCUCCAUCAUGGGCAGUGAAGACACAGAGCCGGAGGUUCCUGUGGACGCGGUGGGGAGACGAGUGUUCUGCGGCGGGGAGAGAGCCACGGUCCGGUAUGUGGGCCCGGUGCCCCCCACGUCAGGACUGUGGCUCGGUGUAGAAUGGGAUAACCCCGAGAGAGGCAAACAUGACGGCAGCCACAGCGGCGUUCAGUAUUUUACAUGCAGUCACCCUAAAGGUGGUUCCUUUGUCCGGCCGGCGAAGGCGACUUUCGGAGUGGACCUCCUGACCGCUGUGCAACAGGAGUAUCUGAUCAACCCAGAGAAAGUCCUGAGUGAGGACAUCUCCGUUUCUUGCAAGAAGGUGAAUUGGAAAGGUGUGACGGAGCGCAGUUUUCAGGAUCUUCCAUCUGUGGUGCUGAACAGCUCAGAGGUGAACGGACCGGGCGCUGCUGGAGACAUCAGGAAAACGCUUCCCAACAUUCGCUGGUUGGACCUGAGCGGGACUCUGCUGUCCAGCUGGGAGGACGUGGCCGCCAUCACGGAACAGCUGGACAAACUAGAAGGACUGCAGCUCCACAGGAACAGGCUAACUUUGCCCUCAGAGCCUUCAGUUCACACCCAAGCGUUCUGCAACCUCAAAUUACUCGCACUCAACCAGUGUCGGCUCACCUGGCCACAGAUCCUGGAGUGCGCCAUCAUGUGGCCUCAAGUGGAAGAACUGUUUCUAGAAGAAAACAACAUCACAGAGCUCCAAAGACCAGAGACCGUCCUGCAGACGCUCAAGAGUCUCAGCCUCGUUAACAAUCCUCUAGUGGAGGACUCUCUGCUCAGUCUCUCUGCUCUGCCCAGGCUGGAGAACCUCAAUCUUUCUGGAACUGGAAUCUCUGUCAUUCGAUUUGAAGAUGCUGCUCCUGGAGAGCAGACGGUCAUGUUUCCAGCUCUGAGCAUCCUUAAUCUGACAAACAACAACAUCUCAGAGUGGUUUGUGGUGGACGAGCUGGCCAAACUGUCCAGUUUGGUGAAACUUUCAUGCAAAGGGAAUCGACUUGUGAGCAGCGACAGAAACCUGAAGACAGCCAGACAGAUGGUCAUCGCCAAACUGGCACAACUGGACAUUCUGGACAACUGCUCGAUCACCUCUGAAGAAAGGAGGGGGGCGGAGCUUGACUACAUCAAGAUGUUUGGGGAGGAGUGGCUAAAGGCGGGGGGGCCGGGUCAGCCCAAUGCCGACUUCAUCAAGCAGCAUCCCCGCUAUCAAAAACUCAUUGACAAGUACGGAGCUCCAGAGGAGAGCGAGCUGAAGAAGCCGCAGCCUUCCACUCUGAAAAACCAGCUGAUCAAGAUCACAUUUGUGUUUCCCAGCGAUCCUGACCGGAAGCCGAUAGAGAAGAAGCUUCCAGCUUCUAUGGAUGUUCUGAAAGUGAAGGGGCUCCUAUACCGAACGCUGAAGGUUCCUGCAGCUGACCUGCAGCUGUCCUACAAAACCCCCAAGAAGCCUGAAGUGGAGUUUGAGAUCAACAACGACCAGAAAACGCUGCAGUUUUUCUCUGUAGAGGAUGGAGAUCAGGUGCUGGUCCGCUGGUCCUGACAGAACCGGACUGGGAUUCUGAGGAGUCAACGCCACGGCGUGCUCCUCUACACGGCUGACAGCUUCACGCCACUGACUCAUCAAAUCUGCAUACAGCUCUGAAUCUUUGGAUUUCAGAGGAACAAAGAAUGAAAAUGUGACUUUAGAAACACGAGUUUGUCUUUUCUGCUGUUUUUCAAAGUUGAAUCUGAAUUUAUAAUAUAAAAAAGAAUAAAAAUCUUUGAGUUCAAUCCAAGCUGAAGAGUCAGUAAACUGUUUAUGACGAAAUAUGAAAUAAAAAGUGAACUUUGUUAAACAGCAGAAGAUGAUCACAUGUAAAUGAAAGUGCCUCAUGGAUUCAUCAUGUUCAUGUGCUCAACAUUUAACCUUUUUUUGUAUUUAUAAAUAAAAAAAUAUUUCAAGAAAA